UAUAUUCACGGCAGCAAAAUUGGUGUGUUGGUUGAUGUGGUUGGUGGUGAUGAUGCCUUGGCUAAAGAUAUUGCCAUGCACAUUGCUGCAGCUAAGCCAAAAUCUUUGGAUGCUUCAGGCAUUGCACCAGAACUGAUUGAAGCAGAACGCCGUGUUGCCAUUGAAAAAGCAAAAGAGGCGGGAAAACCUGAAGCAAUGUUAGAAAAAAUUGCUGAUGACGCAUCAGUAGCAUCAUUCACCAUGUUUACGGUGGGCGAGGGCAUUGAAAAAGCCGUUGUUGACUACGCAGCUGAAGUAGCCGCAGCAGCAAAAGUGUAA
This is a messenger RNA of Darwinula stevensoni, 318 nucleotides long. The record is from the annotation of a GenBank genome assembly. NCBI's taxonomy places the organism in Eukaryota, Metazoa, Arthropoda, Ostracoda, Podocopida, Darwinulidae.